AUGGCGUACCGGAGCGCCUCCCCGACGCUGGAAAACGAAGCGGACCACGAUCCGUCGUCGUUUAAGGACCGCUUCGUCCAGCGAGCCCAGACGAUGCCGGAGCCAGUGCCCCUCUCGGACGACUCCUCCACGAAUAGAAAUAUGCGGCGCUCGGCCUCGGAGGAGUUCGCGAUCGACUCGAUCUGGCCGAGCUCGCCGGCCCACGACCGCGCCGUCGACACGGUCUGGCCCGAGCACGGGACUAAGACGGCAUCCAUGCUUUGUCACGAAUCCGAAAGUCCUUCGCCGCCGUCCAAGGCGCCGGCAAACAUCGUCCACGUGCUGCUGAGCAAGCCGCUGGGCGUCGAUUUGAAGGUAAGGGGCGACAUUCGCCAGCUCCCGAAGCUCGCCGAACUGAACCUCGAGGGCGAGGCCAACAAGCUGCGACAGGCGCUGCGCGAGGCCGCCUACGCGAACGACGUCGACGUCGAGCUCAAGGUCGGCAUCGCCACCGUGAAGGCGCUGCAAUCGGCCAUGACGCUGGGGGCGCGCGUCGUGCACAUCGCGGGCCACGGCCACGAGAAAUUCAUGAUGUUCGAGGACGGCCACGGCGGCGCGCGGGCCCUGGAGCCGCAGGCGCUGCAGCGCCUGGUGUCGGCGGGCGCCGGCCGGCGUCACACGUGCCGACUGGUGGUGUUGAACUCGUGCAGCAGCGAAGCCAAUGGGCGCGCGCUCGUGGCCGCGGGCGUGGAACACGUGGUCGCCGUGGCGCAGGACCAGAAUAAUGGCAAGAUUUCCGAUCACGCGGGCAUCGCGUUCUGCCAGGCGUUCUACCGAUCUUUGGCGAACAUGGAUUCGGUGCGCAAAGCUUUUGAUAUUGGCUGCGCCGCCGCGCGUAAGGAGAUGCGCGGGGAGGUGGGCUCCGACGGACAAUUCAUACUGCUCCCGGAGGAUAAACCACACGACGAGCCCAUCUUCUCCCCGAUCCCCGGGUCGUUCCGCGAGACGACGCGGCCGCCGCCGCCCUCGAACGCGCCGGCGCCGCCGACGUUUUACGUCGGCCGGGCGUCCGACCAGUGUGUGUGUGUCGAGUCCAUGCUGCGGCAUCGGCUCACGACGAUUGGUGGUGGAUACGGCUCGGGUAAGAGCGCUCUGGCGAUGGCAGCGGCGGACUAUGCGUCGCAGCACCGGCGCUUCGAUGCGGUGGUCUGGGUGAACGUCACGACCGCCGACCGCUUCUUCGACGACGUGGCCGAGGCGGCUAAGUACGUCAUCCAGAAGGCGGAGGACGACCACCUGAAUCCCAUGAACAAGAAAAUGAUGCAUAUUAAGAAGAGGAGUACUUCUAUUGACACGGCUGACACGUCCGCGCUCGACACCUCCAUCCUGGUGGACCUGGCGAGCGCCGGGAGGGUGCUCGUGGUCCUGAACGAUUUCGAAAAUUUGGUCCUGAACGGCUUUGGGGGCCAGGGUGUCGCCGCGGCCCAGAUAGCGGCGCGAGAACGCUGUCGACUGUUACUGCGGGGUUUACUGGAAAGCUGCUCGAACAUCAGCGUGCUGAUGACGUGCUCGUCGGGCUCGGGCAUCGGCCUCGUGCCGGGCGUAACGGAACAGGUCGUCGCGCUCGGACCGAUGACCCCUUCCGACACCGCGUACCUACUCCUGCAGCGGAACCCCGAGCUCAAGCGCCGCGCCACGGACCCCUUCAAGCGGCAAUCGCCCCGAAUUGCGCCUCCUAGCGUGGUCGUCGCGUACGCGGCGCAUCCGUUCGUGAAACGUCUCAAUGGGCUGCCGUUCGCGGUCUCGCUGGCGGUGCUUAUAAUCAACAAGCUGUUUGCGUCGGAAGAGGCGGCGAAGGCCGCAUGCGAGGCCGCGGGCGCGCACAAGACGCUGCCGCCGGCGUCGAAACUCGAACCGCUGGACCGCGCCUUGCGCGUGCUCGACGAACCGAAGUUGUUCGACCCGGACCUCCGGCGGCUCCGCGAGGAGCUCAACCAUGUGGUCCUGCACGGGCGGAGGUAUCGGCCCGACGGCGCGCCCGCGUCGCCCACGUCGCCCACGUCGACCGUGUCGCCCUGGGCUCCGCCCCCCGAGUUCCAGCUCGACGCGCCCAUGUCGCCCUCCACGGUCGCCUCGCCCUCCACGCCCGCGGUGCCCUCCGCGCCCGCGUCGCCCUGGGCCCUGGGGCCGAGCGUCGAGCCGCGCCAGCUCGCGAUAGCGCUCGCCGCGGUCUGGGGCGUGCGCCUGGCGGCCGACGCGGCCGAGCGCGGGGCGCUGGACGCCCUCGUACUGAACGUGCGCUUGGACGCGGUCGUCCACCUCGUCCUUGACGUCCUCGCGGUCGCGCUCUUAUACGAGGCGCGGCGGUGA
Pelagomonas calceolata is the source of this 2349-nucleotide messenger RNA. Lineage: Eukaryota; Pelagophyceae; Pelagomonadales; Pelagomonadaceae. The record is from the annotation of a GenBank genome assembly.